Messenger RNA from Chiloscyllium plagiosum (whitespotted bambooshark), 2920 nucleotides. Its product is annotated as sorting nexin-9-like. Gene Ontology annotation, molecular function: protein binding; phosphatidylinositol binding. Lineage: Eukaryota; Metazoa; Chordata; Chondrichthyes; Orectolobiformes; Hemiscylliidae. The record is from RefSeq and is a predicted model, not a curated record. Gene Ontology annotation, cellular component: plasma membrane; cytoplasmic vesicle. Gene Ontology annotation, biological process: cleavage furrow formation; plasma membrane tubulation; endocytosis.
GGAAACAACAACCUUCAUGAGGAGGGAAUAACGUGAUGUUGGGUGAGCAAUCGAACAGUGAUGUUCAGAACCCGUGGUUCUGCUGUUUGUAAAGAUCAGAGUUUCCAGUGCAAUUCCUGGGGCACGUGGAGAGGAUGUCCACUAAGGCGAUAGUUCGAUGUAUCUUUAAACGUCGCAAAGAGGGUGAACUGACUCUAAUACCAGGAGAGGUUAUUACAGUUAACAGUCAGGAUAUUUACAGUGGUUGGUAUGAAGGUAUGAACACUAAUGGAGAGCAUGGACUGUUCCCAGGCCAAAAUGUUGAGUUGUUGAUGGACUCUGUGCCAGCUAUCAAGAUAGAAGAAACAUGUGCUGCUGAUUCACAUUAUGAAGAAAUAGAUGUGGUUGAGCUCAGAUCAAAGAACUCUUAUAGCAAUUCAGACACAUCUGUUGAAUCAAUUGACCAGGUUUAUGAAGUAAUAACCCAUGAAGCAGAGGACAAACGAAGCAGUAAUGAAUCAACUCCAAAAAGGAUAACCAGACUGUACCAUUUUACAAAAACCGAAGCAGAACCCUUCAUCGUAGGGAAAACUGUGAAGACGGCCACAAAAAUUAAACUGACAUUCAAUGAAAAUGGUGCAUCUUGGGUAUAUCCAAUAGUACCGUUGGAAUGCACAAUUACCAGUCCUCAGAUAGAAACCAAAUAUUCAGGGAUGAAGAAAUACAUUUCUUACCAAAUCACACCCAAUGAUACAAAUAUCUCAGUUUACCAUCGAUACAAACACUUUGACUGGCUGUACUGUCGGCUAAUAGAGAAGUUUGGAUCCAUAAUCCCAAUCCCACUACUUCCAGAAAAAGAUAUUCCAUGGAGGUACAGUGAUGACUUUGUGCAGGCUCGUAUGGCUGGCUUACAGGCCUGGAUUAACCGCAUAUCGCGUCACCCUAUUAUCUCCCACAGUGAGAUCUUUCAACACUUUAUCAGAAGAAGAGAUGAAAAAGAUUGGAAAUCUGGUAAAAGAAAUGCAGAGAAGGAUGAAGCUGUUGGAGGAAUGAUAUUCUCUGAAAUAAUGCCAUCAUCAGAGUUUAGGCUGCUGAAUGGAGAAGAACCAGAAAAAUAUUUGACCUUUGCCAAAUAUAUGGGAGAAAGUGUUAGAAAUCUUAUAACAGUGACAGAGGAACACACGACACGGUGCACUGGAUCACUGAAGUCAGAAUAUAUCAAAAUAGGGAAGGCCUUCUCAGAUAUCUCAGCAUCAUUUGCUAAAAGCACCUAUCUUGGGAAAGAAUCCAUUGGAAAUGCAUUGGCAUUUGUGGGAAAAACAUACGAUGAUAUUGGGAAUGUUUAUUUUGAUCAGCCAAAGCAAGAUGUUCACUGUUUGUUGGAGAUCAGUAAGGAGUAUAAAGGAUUGCUGGCCUGUUUCCCCGAUAUUAUAAACGUCCUCAAGGGAGCAAUAGAAAAGGCUCAUGAAUAUGAAAAACUUGCUCAAGUCAACAAAGUCACAAUGAAAGAAAAAGAAGCCAUAGUUUUCAAAGCUGGAGUCGUGUCUUCAACUAUACAGGCUGAAAUCAAUCACUUUAACCGUGAACUUACUAAUGACUACAAAGAAACAAUUCAACAUUUUCUGUAUGAACAGGUUCAGAUGUAUAGCAAGAUAACAGAUAAGUUGAGAGAGGCAUAUGCUCGCUUUGAAUUCUAAUGGCUUCCACCAGACUCUUAGACCUCUUCAAAAAGUUACAAUUUUGUAAUUUGACAUAUAAAUUUUUUGUAAAGUCCCAAAUUUAUUAACUUAUAUUUUCAGUUUUACUACUUGUGUUGCUUGCAACAUUUUGUCACCAGCUCCAGUAAUUACUCCUUUAUUUGCUUCCAUUUAAUUCUGAUUGAACUUUUGCAGCAUUAACAAACAUUUCCUGACAAUUAAAUCCAGCUAUUCUGAGGCUCUUUGCUGGAACUGUAAAGAAAGUUUGUUGCAACAGCACUCUAAUUGUGCAAUGCAGAAUCUUUGCAAAUGCUCCAAAACUUAAUUCUAAUGUGCAUUUUGCAACAUCCCUACUCAUUUAAAAAUAACUAAAUUUGGAAUUUCCUAAAGAAUUAAAUUCUUUAAAUUGUUCUCAGAGACUAAAUUGUAAUCAAGUGUAACUCCCACCUUUUCUAGAGGUGUGGAAUAGCGUCUCUGAGAUGGUUGAUUAGGAAAUUAAGUAAACUUAAAAUGACAUUGUCAUAGGAAUGUCAAAGCAUCUUGGUGAUACAUCUAUUGUGAAUGAUCUGAUUGCAUACUCAAGUAAAUUACAAGGUGCUAAAGGGAGUAAUUUUAAGUCAAUUAUGGAGAUCUGAUGGUUCAAAAUAGAGAGCUUUGCUAACAAAAGGGGGAAGAGUGCAAAAUAAUUGCAAAUACUCCAGGAGGUAAAAUAAAACUCUUAGUGCUUAGUUAUAUAACAACUCACAGCCCUAACUGUGCAUUCACAAUAAUGUGAAAUCAGUACAAAGUGACUUCCUACAGCAAAGCACUACGUGACAGAAAGGAAAAGUACAGCAAGAAGAGAUUCUGCUUCUGAGUUACUAUGGGGCUUGAUAACCCAUUUACAUUACACAAGUUUAGCAUGAGUGGUAUUUUGUUUUAAAAUUACUUCCCAUUUUAUUUGGGGAACUGGGAAAUGUGGGAAACUUAAUAGAAGGGAAAAACAAUACUGAAAAUGUUCACAUGUUUGGAGAAAGAGUCAUUUUAAAGAGGAGUACUAAUUUAGAAAUCUUUGUUUUGCUAAACAGAGUAUGUUGCUCUGACUACUCAAUACUUCACUGUAAAUAUUUUAUAGUAUAUUAACAUACAUUUAAUAUUUUGUGUUUUUAUGUAUCUGAUAUUUUCUGUUGGUUUCAGUUAUGUUUUGAGCCUGGAAGAAUAAGAAGACAAAUAUAACCACUUGUACUUUGUUUGGAGUAUAUUUA